This is a messenger RNA of Dipodomys spectabilis (banner-tailed kangaroo rat), 4131 nucleotides long. RefSeq names its product nascent polypeptide-associated complex subunit alpha, muscle-specific form-like. Lineage: Eukaryota; Metazoa; Chordata; Mammalia; Rodentia; Heteromyidae. The coding region runs from base 1 to 4131 and encodes 1376 amino acids. The record is from RefSeq and is a predicted model, not a curated record. Gene Ontology annotation, molecular function: metal ion binding. The transcript has a single exon.
AUGCCACCAAGGACCCAGGGCAAAGUCUGGGUCCUGUCCUGGGACAGGAGCUCUGAGAGGGAGGAAACACCCUACCACCGCUGCCCAUUGCUCCCACGCUGCCCACGCCCCCACGCUGCCCACGGCCCCCACGCUGCCCACAGCCCCCACACUGCCCAAGGCCCCACGCUGCCCACGCCCCCACACUGCCCACGGCCCCACGCUGCCCACAGCUCCCAUGCUGCCCACGGCCCCACGCUGCCCACGGCCCCCACGCUGCCCACGGCCCCACGCUGCCCACGCCCCCACGCUGCCCACAGCCCCACGCUGCCCACGGCCCCCACGCUGCCCACGGCCCCACGCUGCCCACGCCCCCACACUGCCCAAGGCCCCACGCUGCCCACGCCCCCACACUGCCCACGGCCCCACGCUGCCCACAGCUCCCAUGCUGCCCACGGCCCCACGCUGCCCACGGCCCCCACGCUGCCCACGGCCCCACGCUGCCCACGCCCCCACGCUGCCCACGGCCCCCACACUGCCCACGGCCCCACGCUGCCCACAGCUCCCAUGCUGCCCAUGGCCCCACGCUGCCCACGCCCCCACGCUGCCCACGGCCCCCAUGCUGUCCACGGCCCCCACGCUGCCCACGGCCCCACGCUGCCCACAGCUCCCAUGCUGCCCACGCCCCCACGCUGCCCACGGCCCCCACCCUGCCCACGGCCCCCAAGCUGCCCAUUGCUCCCACGCUGCCCACGGCCCCCACCCUGCCCACGGUCCCCACGCUGCCCACGCCCCCACGCUGCCCACGCCCCCACGCUGCCCACGGCCCCCACGCUGCCCAUUGCACCCACGCUGCCCACGGCCCCCACCCUGCCCACGGCCCCCACCCUGCCCACGGCCCCCAAGCUGCCCACGGCCCCCACGCUGCCCAUGCCCCCCACGCUGCCCACGGCCCCCACCCUGCCCAUGGCCCCCAAGCUGCCCAUUGCUCCCACCCUGCCCACGGCCCCCACCCUGCCCACGGCCCCCAAGCUGCCCACGGCCCCCCACGCUGCCCAUGCCCCCCACGCUGCCCACGGCCCCCAUGCUGCCCAUUGCUCCCACGCUACCCACGCCCCCACGCUGCCCACGGCCCCACACUGCCCACAGCCCCCACGCUGCCCAAGCCCCCACGCUGCCCAAGCCCCUACGCUGCCCAUGGGCCCCACGCUGCCCAGGGCCCCCACCCUGCCCACGGCUCCCACGCUGCCCACAGCCCCCACUCUGCCCAAGCCCCCACGCUGCCCAAGCCCCUACGCUGCCCAUGGGCCCCACGCUGCCCAGGGCCCCCACCCUGCCCACGGCUCCCACGCUGCCCACAGCCCCCACGCUGCCCAAGUCCCUACGCUGCCCAUGGGCCCCACGCUGCCCAGGGCCCCCACCUCUGCCCAUGGCUCCCACGCUGCCCACGGCCCGCAUGCUGCCCAAGCCCCCAUGCUGCCCACGGGCCCCACGCUGCACUCGGCCCCCCCUGCCCACGGCCCCCACGCUGCCCACGGGCCCGAUGCCCUCGGCCCCCCCUGCCCACGGCCCCCACACUGCCCAUGGCCCCCAUGCUGCCCACGGGCCCCACGCUGCCCACAGCCCCCACGCUGCCCACGCCCCCACGCUGCCCACAGCUCCCACGCUGCCCACGGCCCCCACGCUGCCCACACGGGCCCCAUGCUGCCCAUUGCUCCCACGCUGCCCAUGGUCCCCAUGCUGCCCACGGCCCCCAUGCUGCCCACGGGCCCCACGCUGCCCACGGUCCCCAUGCUGCCCACGGCCCCCACGCUGCCCACGGCCCCCACGCUGCCCACGGCCCCCACGCUGCCCAUUGCUCCCACACUGCCCACACCCCCACGCUGCCCACGGCCCCCACGCUGCCCACGGCCCCACGCUGCCCACGGCCCCCACACUGCCCACGGCCCCCACGCUGCCCACGGCCCCCACGCUUCCCACGGCUCCCACGCUGCCCACGGCUCCCACGCUGCCACGGCCCCCACGCUGCCCACGGCCCCCACCCUGCCCACGGCCCCCACGCUGCCCACAGCCCCACGCUGCCCACGGCCCCCACGCUGCCCACGGCCCCCACGCUGCCCUCGGCUCCCACGUUGCCCACGGCCCCCACGCUGCCCACGGCCCCCAUGCUGCCCACGGCCCCCACGCUGCCCACGUCCACCACGCUGCCCACGGCUCCCAUGCAGCCCACGGCCCCCACGCUGCCCACGGCUCCCACGCAGCCCACGGCCCCCACGCUGCCCACGGCUCCCACGCUGCCCACGGCCCCCACGCUGCCCACGGCCCCCACGCUGCCCACGCCCCCACGCUGCCCACGGUCCCACGCUGUCCACUGCCCCCACGCUGCCCACGCCCCCACGCUGUCCACGGCCCCCACGCUGCCCCACGCCCCCACGCUGUCCACUGCCCCCACGCUGCCCACGCCCCCACGCUGUCCACGGCCCCACGCUGCCCAUUGCCCCCACGCUGCCCAUGGCCCCCACGCUGCCCACGGCCCCACACUGCCCACAGCCCCCACGCUGCCCAAGCCCCCACGCUGCCCAAGCCCCUACGCUGCCCAUGGGCCCCACGCUGCCCAGGGCCCCCACCCUGCCCACGGCUCCCACGCUGCCCACAGCCCCCACUCUGCCCAAGCCCCCACGCUGCCCAAGCCCCUACGCUGCCCAUGGGCCCCACGCUGCCCAGGGCCCCCACCCUGCCCACGGCUCCCACGCUGCCCACAGCCCCCACGCUGCCCAAGUCCCUACGCUGCCCAUGGGCCCCACGCUGCCCAGGGCCCCCACCCUGCCCAUGGCUCCCACGCUGCCCACGGCCUGCAUGCUGCCCAAGCCCCCAUGCUGCCCACAGGCCCCACGCUGCACUCGGCCCCCCCUGCCCACGGCCCCCACGCUGCCCACGGGCCCGAUGCCCUCGGCCCCUCCUGCCCACGGCCCCCACACUGCCCAUGGCCCCCAUGCUGCCCACAGCCCCCACGCUGCCCACAGCCCCCACGCUGCCCACGCCCCCCACGCUGCCCACAGCUCCCACGCUGCCCACGGCCCCCACACUGCCAUGGCCCCCAUGCUGCCCACGGGCCCCACGCUGCCCAUGGUCCCCACGCUGCCCACGCCCCCCACGCUGCCCACAGCUCCCACGCUGCCCACGGCCCCCACGUUGCCCACACGGGCCCCAUGCUGCCCAUUGCUCCCACGCUGCCCAUGGUCCCCAUGCUGCCCACGGCCCCCAUGCUGCCCACGAGCCCCACGCUGCCCACGGUCCCCAUGCUGCCCACGGCCCCCACGCUGCCCACGCCCUCACGCUGCCUACGGCUCCCACGCUGCCCACUCGGGCCCCAUGCUGCCCAUUGCUCCCACGCUGCCACGGUCCCCAUGCUGCCCACGGCCCCCACACUGCCCACGGCCCCCGAGCUGCCCAUGCCCCAACUCUGCCCACGGCCCCCACGCUGCCCACGGGCCCCACGCUGCCCACGGGCCCCACGCUGCCCACGGUCCCCAUGCUGCCACGGCCCCCAUGCUGCCCACGGCCCCCACGCUGCCCACGGCCCCCACGCUGCCCAUUGCUCCCACACUGCCCACACCCCCACGCUUCCCACGGCUCCCACGCUGCCCACGGCUCCCACGCUGCCCACGGCCCCCACCCUGCCCACGGCCCCCACGCCGCCCUCAGCUCCCACGCCGCCCACGGCCCCCCACACUGCCCACAGCCCCCACGCUGCCCACACCCCCACGCUGCCCACAGCCCCCACGCUGCCCACACCCCCACGCUGCCCACAGCCCCACGCUGCCCACGGCCCCCACGCUGCCCACGGCCCCCACGCUGCCCUCGGCUCCCACGUUGCCCACGGCCCCCACGCUGCCCACGGCCCCCAUGCUGCCCACAGCCCCCACGCUGCCCACGUCCACCACGCUGCCCACGGCUCCCAUGCAGCCCACGGCCCCCACGCUGCCCACGGCUCCCAUGCAGCCCACGGCCCCCACGCUGCCCACGGCUCCCAUGCUGCCCACGGCCCCCACGCUGCCCACGGCUCCCAUGCAGCCCACGGCUCCCACGCUGCCCACGUCCACCACGCUGCCCAACCACCAAGCCCCGCCAGCUCCCCUCCCCCCAUCCUGA